Messenger RNA from Drosophila willistoni, 2209 nucleotides. RefSeq names its product ubiquitin carboxyl-terminal hydrolase Usp2 (gene Usp2). Gene Ontology annotation, cellular component: cytoplasm. The coding region runs from base 222 to 1907 and encodes 561 amino acids. Lineage: Eukaryota; Metazoa; Arthropoda; Insecta; Diptera; Drosophilidae. Gene Ontology annotation, biological process: protein deubiquitination. Gene Ontology annotation, molecular function: cysteine-type deubiquitinase activity. The record is from RefSeq and is a predicted model, not a curated record. The transcript is spliced from 9 exons.
ACACACACUCACACACAGACACAAAAAAGCAAUAAAACACCAAAGCAGCUGAAACAAACAUUUUACAAUUGUAAAACCGACGAAAAGAGAAAACAAACAACUAGGCACAUUGGUUCCUAAUAUCUUUGGCGCAACUAGAGCAGCAAGGACAACAACGAAACUGAAGGCAAAAUUGCUGCUACUGCGCUGCUGCUGCUGCCGCCGCCGAAGCCAACACUAAUAUGCGUGUGAUUUCGCCGCGUAGAUCGUCAACAUCAGCAGCGGGGGGCAGUGGCAGUCUAUACGGGCCAUCAGGAACCUCAACGUCCAGCAGUAGCAGCGGAACUGGUUCCGGUUCCGCUGGAUCAAACAGCGCCACAAAUAGCGCAUCAACAAACGGUUAUUCCCGCUUCUCCACAUACUUAGAUCGUGGGAGUAGUCUAUCCAAAUUUGGAACCUCAUCCUCACCAUCAUCUACAUCGUCCUCGUCGGCCUAUCACAGUGGCAGCAGUACCAGCGGCUUUGGUAGCAACUACUAUCCCAGCUCCUAUUCCACAUACAAUUCAUCGUCCUAUACACCACGCUCGAGCUUAAAUCAAAGGAGCAGUGUUGGUUCAUCAGCAUCCGCAUAUCUGAGCGGUGGCUCUUCAUCUGGAUCGACAUCCUCGUAUCGCACUAGUUCAUCAUAUUUGAGCGGUUCCAGCUAUGAUACACCUACGUAUGGCCGAUAUGGAGCGCGCAAUAUAACUAGCAGCAGCAGCAGCACCCGCAACAUUUUACCCCCCGUUUCACCCACUUCAAGCCGCUACUGGGACAGGGAUCGGGAUAGCACCGCCACCACCAAUGGCCGUCUAUCAUCAUCAUCUAGCAAAUAUAGUAGUAACAAUGAUGAUGGCAUCAAAAGUUCGAGUGCACGCGAUGAGAAAUCCGACGGUCUUUGUGGUCUGAGAAAUAUUGGAAAUACUUGUUUCAUGAACUCGGUCAUACAAUGUCUGAGUCAUACGACUGAGCUGACGCGCUUCCUACGUACACAUCAUGGCUCACGUUCAUCAUCGGCCACCAAAGAUCAGCAAAUAUUACAUGAAUUUGCAAAACUAAUACAGGAAAUGUGGACGACAAAUGUGCAUACCGUAACCCCCAUGGAGCUGAAGCGUGCCUUUUCCACAAAGCAUCGUAUGUACAGUGAUUUUAAUCAACAGGAUGCGCAGGAAUUUCUACGCUUCUUUUUGGACUCACUGCACUCUGCAUUGAAUACGGGCGUAAAGGGCGGCGAAGCGCUAAACAUUGAUGAUAAUCUCAGCGACAAUAAGAAGGCCGAUCUAACCUGGGAUUGGUAUACCAGGCAUGAGAAUUCUCUUGUACGCGACCUUUUUGUGGGCCAAUUGAAGAGUACAUUGAAAUGUACCACUUGUGGUAAUACCAGCGUUACGUUCGAUCCAUUUUGGGAUCUUAGCGUACCCCUGCCCCCCUCAUCAUCGCGCUGUAAAUUGGAUGCCUGCUUGGAUCUAUUCAUACGAGAAGAAGUCCUCGAUGGCGAUGAGAUGCCCACUUGCUCCAAAUGUAAAACGCGUAGAAAAUGCAAGAAAAGUUUCACAAUUCAACGUUUUCCCAAAUAUUUGGUUAUACAUUUGAAACGUUUCUCGGAGACCCGCUGGAGCAAGCUAUUGAAUGUUGUUGAGUUUCCAACAUCAGAUCGUGAGCUUAACAUGGGCUCCUACGGAUCCAACUCGAAUUCGAGUGUGCAUUACUCGCUCUAUGCGAUAUCCAAUCAUAUGGGCUCGACGGCAGGCGGCCAUUAUGUGGCUCUAUGCAAACAUCCAGAUUCACGCAAAUGGCAUGAGUUUAAUGAUAAUAUUGUAAGCGAUACUUUAUCUGAAAACUUCCUUGUUUCGGCCAGUGCUUAUAUACUUUUCUACGAACGUGCGUAAAGGCAGGCACAAUGGAUCAGCACAGCCGGGCAGGAGAUGUAAAAGAAGCGAAAGUGGACGCAAAAGGACUAAAAGAAACACAUGACCAUCACGACGCUUUGAAGCAAAUGCAAAUGCAAGAAGAUAACAAAAAAAAAAAAGGAAAAGGAAAAAAUGGAAAUUACUUAAUUUAACUAUGCAACAACUAACUCUUAACUCUCAAAAAUGCAAAACCAAAACUAAGAAAAACAACAAAUUAAAAAGGAAUCGAGGCAAUGAUAAAUAAUGAUGUAUAUUAUCUAUAUAUAUAUAUAUAUCUAUAC